Molecule: messenger RNA, 1061 nt
Organism: Physeter macrocephalus (sperm whale)
Lineage: Eukaryota; Metazoa; Chordata; Mammalia; Artiodactyla; Physeteridae
Gene: ACYP2
Product: acylphosphatase 2
Exons: 4
Coding region: 519-746 (75 amino acids)
Molecular function (GO): acylphosphatase activity
Source: RefSeq, a predicted model, not a curated record
UACAGAGAGAUAGGAAGGACGACAUCACAGUCCUGUUUCCUGCUUUCCUUUUUUGUGUGUGUGACAUUAAAAAAAUCUGAGAUCUAAUUCACAUAAUAUUAAAUUCACUCUUGUAACGCGUUCAAACAUACUAAAUAUAGUGUUUUUUACUGUAUUCACAAUGUUUUGCAGCUAUCAUCACUAUCUAAUUUAGAAUAUUUCCAUCACCCCAAAAAGAAUCCCUGCCCCACAGUUCGCUUUACCAGUCAUUCCCCAUCCCCUACUUCCCCCAUCCCUCAGAGAUGUCGCUGCCAAGGUCUCUGUGAUUUCCUUGGACUUUGCUUCAUGGUUUCAAGAUGGCUGCUAUCGCUUCAAUCAUUACAUUCACCCUACAGUCAGGAAGAGAGAAGGAACAAGGAUGAAACCCCUGGCUGAGACAGCCCCUGUCAAAGAGCUUUCUUGAAAGCUUCAACCAGUGACUUGGCUGAACCACUUGACAUGGACCACCCCUUAUAAGGAAGAUCGGUGUUUGCUUCAGGAUGUACACCGAAGAUGAGGCAAGGAAAAUAGGGGUGGUUGGCUGGGUGAAGAAUACCAGCAAAGGCACUGUGACAGGCCAAGUGCAAGGCCCCGAAGAGAAAGUCAAUUCCAUGAAGUCCUGGCUGAGCAAUGUUGGAAGUCCUAGUUCUCGCAUUGAUCGCACGACCUUUUCCAAUGAAAAAACCAUCUCUAAACUUGAAUACUCUAAUUUUAAUAUUCGAUACUAAUAGGAGAAAAAUUAAAAUUGUAAUGCUCAUACUGCACAAAAGACACUAUGUAUUCUUAAGUCUAUAAACUACAAUGAUAGUAGCAGAGUAGGGUAAAAAAAAAGGAACUUUCUGUUCUGAAAGCUACAACAUUAUGUUACUAAAAUGUCUGACACUGAAAUAGUUUUACUCAAAUAUGUUUUUAACAAGCCAAAACUUAGCAUUCUAAAAUUUAAAAUGUCAUUACAAAAUAUUUAAUAUGAAUAUUUUACUGUAUUUAAACUUGUCUCUUGGAAUCUUUAAUUCUAAUAUUAUGGCAUACAUGUUAUUUGGCUG